Capsicum annuum is the source of this 540-nucleotide messenger RNA. RefSeq lists its product as uncharacterized. Lineage: Eukaryota; Viridiplantae; Streptophyta; Magnoliopsida; Solanales; Solanaceae. The transcript has 2 exons. The coding region runs from base 1 to 540 and encodes 179 amino acids. Gene Ontology annotation, molecular function: zinc ion binding. The record is from RefSeq and is a predicted model, not a curated record.
AUGACAUCAAAUAUAGCGGAAUCCAUCAACAACACCAACAGAAUAGCUAGAAGAUUACUCGUGGUUUCAACAAUAGAUUUUAUGAGGUUAAUGAUUGAAUCAUGGAAUGCAAAACAACAUGAGGAGGCAACAAACACAUUAAAAGAGUUGACGGCCAAAUAUAAUGAUGUUUUGAUAAAUAAUCAUUUGUUAUCUCAGAAAAUGAUAGUAAAAGUAACAAAUGAAUUUCUAAAUAUUGUUACUAAUGGAGCAAAAAGAUUCAUUGUUUGUUUGCGAAGAAGAAAGUGCAGCUGUGGAGAAUUUCAAUUGGACAAAAUACCCUGCUCUCAUGCUAUGGCUGCUAUUACAUAUAGAAACCAACAUGGAGGGAACUAUUGCUCACCUUACUAUAGCAACAAGAAUUUCAGAGAUGCUUAUGUCAUACCAGUUGAACCUCUUCCUUGUGAAAGUACAUGGGAAAUACCACGUGAAGUGUUGGAUGAAGUUGUAUUGCCACCUGAUUCUAAACGACCUCCUGGAAGACCAUGUUUUGAAAGAUGA